ACCUCACUGGACAGAGCUCAGCUGACUGUCUGUUUCUUCUUCAGGUUCCCACUCUCUGAUGUUCCUGUCCACAGGACGUGUGCAGCCUGGAAAUCAACUUUCAUUUGAGCAACUCACUGUGUUUGAUGGUGUUCCCAUCUCUCACUGUGACAGCUCGACCAGGACAGAAGAGUUCAAACCUUCUCUGGAAUCAAAGAACUUACCAAGCAGCUGUGAGGCAGCGUAUUCUGAUAUCACAGAGUCUCUCCAUGUGAUUCCACCUUUAAUCAACAGCACAGUGUAUGUUGUGCAGCGGCGGCGUGGCUGCAUCCAGUCGGCCGAUGGGAGGAACUCAGCUUUUGAAGCCUGGUCAGUGAAUGGAGAGGACUUCAUAACCUUUGACCCUGAAUCUCAAAGAUGGACAGCCCAGUCUCCUUCUGCUGUAACUGUGAAACAAAGAUGGAAGAGGAACAAAGCAAGGAAUAUUUUCUUUAGUGACUUCAUCAGGCAACAAUGUCCAGUGCUGAUCCAGAGAAUUAAACUAAGAUCAAUAAACCCCAAAACAGAUCUGAACAUGUUUGCGAAGCCCAUCACUCACACAGCCCGGACCCUGCUGAUAUGUCAUGUGACCAGUACUGACAGACCGGUGAGCUCAGUGCAUCUGACCGGAGACGGAGCUUCCAGUGCCAGAUGGAUCACAGUGACCGGACCAGUGCCUGGGCCUGAAGAUGGAUCUGUGGUCCUCAGGCUGACAGCUGAGAUCUCCCUCAGCCAACACACAUACAGAUGUGCAGUACAGGCAGGAGGACACAACAUCAGCGCUGUGUGGGACGGGAAGACUCUUGAUGGCAGACUCCUUCUUACAGAGUCAAGUGGUCCCUGGAAAACUCUGAUAUUAAUCCUUGAAGUCCUCGGCGUGGUGUCAAUAAUCACCAUUAUCUCCUGGGCAACAAUAUGUCUGCUAAACUGUGUCAAGAAGACCGGUCGUCCUCGGAGAGUUGAUCCACAGCUGAUGGAGCAGUUUGUCAGGAUGAUGGAGACUGUUUCGUCUCCAGAUGCACAGAGAGUUGUAGUUUCAUUCACUCAGGGUUCAGAGAGGAACCCAGAACACCAGGCCCGGUGGGAGGUGAAUAUCAGCUUAAGAGACCAAAACUUCUACGAUCCAGAAUACUUUGCUAAUCUAAUAAAUGUGGCCGACAGAUAAGUUAUGGAUUGUACAUGGCUGCGUUUACACUGAACCAUUAUCCAAAGCACUUUACAAGUUUCCUCUAGUCACCACUCACCCUGAUGGCGGCGAGGCCCCAUGGUGCAUCAGUGUCUCUGACGUGUGGACAGAGGGAGACUGAUCCGGCAUCUCUGUGACUGGUGGACGACCUGCUGAGACACAGCUGCCUGUUUUUAAUGGGAGGACUGGGACAUGGGACAAAUGGGACAGUCUGUGUUCACUCCAUACGUUUUCAUAGAGCGAGCCAGAACUCAGCAGAACCGUUACUACAGGAGCCAGCAGCUUCACUUGUUAAGCAGUGCUGACACAUGAACGUGUCGGCGCCGAGGCCUCACCCAAACCCUCCGCAGCACCAUCAUUUAACCCACACAAGCUCUGACGCUGUAUUUACAUGUUUAACAGACGUUCACUCAGCACUUCUCUCUUCAGUUUGUCCUGCUGGAUGUCGUUCUUCGUCUUUUAUAAUCUGGGUGUGAAAACAUGAACAAAGAUCAUUUGUGGAUCUUUUCUUUCUAUGUUGUUGUUCAACACUGAACCUUCUCUGAGCCGUUCACACAACUCCUGCUCAUAUUGAGCUAAGCUAUGCUAACACUCACUAAUGACAGUAGCAUCAUGGGAACUUUGAUCCUGUCACAUCUGUCACAGCUGUAUUUCACCUUGUGUUUUGUAUGUGUUCUGUUGAA
Molecule: messenger RNA, 1887 nt
Organism: Seriola dumerili (greater amberjack)
Lineage: Eukaryota; Metazoa; Chordata; Actinopteri; Carangiformes; Carangidae
Exons: 5
Coding region: 59-1183 (374 amino acids)
Biological process (GO): positive regulation of T cell mediated cytotoxicity; immune response; antigen processing and presentation, endogenous lipid antigen via MHC class Ib
Cellular component (GO): external side of plasma membrane
Molecular function (GO): lipopeptide binding; exogenous lipid antigen binding; endogenous lipid antigen binding
Source: RefSeq, a predicted model, not a curated record